ACGGGGGGGUGAAAACGGCUAAAUACUUCGAAUUGAACUUGAAGUAGUGAGAUGGAAGAUCAACAAACUUAUGGGAAAAUUGAAGGGCAGCCUCUUGUUUCUAUCUGUAGUAUCUUCGUUGUUAGAACAUUUGAUUGCAGGUGAUACCAUAACUCCAGCUCACUCCAUCAAUGACAGCCAGACGAUCGUUUCUCCAGGCCAGAAGUUUGAACUAGGCUUCUUUAAGAUUGGGAAUCCUAGUGGUCGAUAUUUAGGGAUAUGGUACAAGAAUCUUCCGAUUCGGACGUAUGUUUGGGUCGGAAACAGAGAAUUCCCACUUAUAAAUUCUUCCGGGUUGUUAAAACUCGGUGACGAUGGAAGACUGGCCGUUGUCAAUGAAUCAGGGAGUGUUAUCUGGUCCUCGAAUUCAUCCCGGACGGCUAAAAUGCCAGUUGCGCAGCUGUUGGAUACUGGAAAUUUUGUUGUGAAAGAUGCGGGGGAUGACAAUGAUGAGAGCUACAUAUGGCAAAGCUUUGACUAUCCAUCCGAUACAUUGUUACCAGGCAUGAAACUAGGAUGGAACAAGAAAACUGGUCUGAACCGAUACCUGACAUCAUGGAAAAGGUCGGAUGAUCCUUCUCUUGGAGAAUAUACUUAUAGUGUGGAUCCUCGUGGACUUCCUCAACUUGUUCUUCGAAGGGGAUCGGUUGAGCUGUUCAGAAGUGGACCAUGGUAUGGAACACAAUUCAGUGGUGUUCCAGUUUUGAAGGUAAACCCAGUUUUUACUCCGGUAUUUGUCUCCAAUGCUGAUGAAGUGUACUAUUCAUAUAAUAUAACAGCCAAUAUCCCAUCAAGGUUUAUGUUAAGUCAAUCUGGCUCAGUUCAGCACCUUUCCUGGAACGAUCGCCACUCUAAUUGGUAUCUCCUAUUCACAGUUCAAGAAGAUAGAUGUGAUAAUUAUGGCUUGUGUGGUAGCUAUGGUAUCUGCAACAUUAACAAGUCUCCCAAUUGUGACUGCUUGAAGGGUUUUAAGCCCAAAUUAUCCAAAGAUUGGGAAGUUCUCGAUUGGGCAGGUGGAUGUGUACGAGAGGAUCCACGUAUAUGCCAUGAAGGAGAGGGGUUUGUGAAAUUUACAGGGUUGAAACUGCCAGAUGCAUCUCAGUUUCGGGUGAAUGUAAGUAUGAAGAUUGAAGAUUGCGAGGCAGAGUGCCUGAAGAAUUGUUCUUGUGCUGCUUAUGCUAAGUUUGACAUUAGAGGCACAGGGAACGGCUGUGUAACCUGGUAUGGAGAACUAAUUGAUAUUAGAGAAGUCCCUGAUUAUGGACAAGAUCUUUAUAUAAGAAUGUCAGCUUCUGCACUUGCGUUACAUGCUGAUACAAGGAACAAGAGGAAGAAUGUAAUAAUUGCAACAUGUAUAUCAGUGGCUUCAGCAAUGAUCAUCUUGGCUUUGAUUGGCUGGUUUGUGAUCUGGAAGCGAAAGAUAAUUAGAGCUAACCAGCCAGAAAAUCAAGUGACCAUUAGCAAAGUUGAAAGUCAGGAGGACCUUGAACUCCCCUUAUUCGAAUUUGCCACUGUUCAAGCUGCUACUGACAACUUUUCUGCUGCAAAUAAGAUUGGAGAAGGUGGAUUUGGACCAGUAUACAAGGGUGAGCUACAGUCCGGGCAAGAAGUAGCUGUGAAGAGACUUGCAGAGAAUUCAGGGCAGGGCCUUCAGGAGUUCAAAAAUGAGGUCAUUUUGAUCUCCAAACUUCAACAUAGAAAUCUGGUCAAGCUUCUAGGUUGUUGCAUUGAAAGGGAAGAGAGAACGUUAAUCUAUGAGUACAUGCCAAAUAGAAGUUUAGACUCCUUAAUCUUUGAUGAAACAAGGAGACCUUCACUUGACUGGAGAAGAAGACAUGACAUCAUUGUUGGAAUAGCUCGUGGGCUUCUUUACCUUCAUAGAGAUUCAAGACUGAGAAUCAUCCACAGGGACCUCAAGGCCAGCAAUGUUCUCUUAGACAACGAGAUGAAUCCCAAAAUUUCAGACUUCGGAAUGGCAAGAAUGUUUGGUGCAGAUCAAACUGAAGCAAAUACAAAGAGGGUGGUUGGAACCUAUGGGUAUAUGCCUCCAGAGUAUGCAAUUGAUGGAAACUUCUCUUUGAAAUCCGAUGUCUUCAGCUUGGGUGUUAUACUGUUGGAGAUAGUGAGCGGAAAGAAGAACCGGGGUUUCUUCCAUCCUGACCACAAACUCAACCUCCUUGGGCAUGCAUGGAAAUUGUGGAAUGAGGAGAAGGCCUUGGAAUUUAUGGACGAAUUGAUGGAACAAGAGUAUCCUGAACAUGAAGCAAGAAGAUGCAUACAGGUGGGGCUCCUUUGUGUCCAGCAGAGGCCAGAAGAUAGGCCAGUAAUGCAAACUGUGCUAUUGAUGCUAGAUAGCGAGAGCAUGUCAUUACCUCAACCUGGAAGACCUGGGUUUUAUGCAGAGAGGAGCCUUUCAGAGACAGAGUCAUCAUCCCUUGGAAAACUAAUUUCGAAUGAGAUGACUGUCACCCUAUUAGAGGGUCUUUUUGAGUCAGUGGACCUUUUCUACCUGUGCAAGAUAGACGCCAAGUUGCCUCAAUUUCAUCAGCGUAUUUUCUCAAAAUUACUUGAAAUUGUAAACCUUACCAGAAAGGAUAAAGAUGUUACUGGAGAACUAACAAGCAAGCACAUGGGAAUAUUGAACCGGAGCUUAAAAAGGGUCCCGAGAACUUUUCCAAUUAUGAAACAACGGGCAAUGUCAAAGUGUCACAGUGAACCAGCCAUGAAUCCUGUUGAAUGGCUUGUCAGAAUACUGCUUCUUUUCUUUCUUUCUCAUCUCUCCUUUUCUACUGACACCAUAACAAUAGAUCACUUCAUUAAAGAUGGCGAGGUCAUAGUUUCUGGUGGCAAGAUUUUUGCACUCGGAUUUUUCAGCCCUGGAAGUUCCAGUAAUCGAUAUGUUGGCAUCUGGUAUAAUCAGGUUUCAGAGAAGACCGUUGUUUGGGUGGCAAACAGAGAGAAGCCUAUAAAUGAUAGCUCAGGGAUCCUUUCAAUCGACAGUCGAGGAAAUCUUGCCCUGUUCUGGAGAAACCAAACACAUCCUGUCUGGUCUACAAACGUCUCCAUCACAGGCACCGGGAAUUCUAUUGCGCAGCUUUUAGAUUCAGGAAAUCUUGUCUUGCUUCAGAAUGAUAGCAGAAGGGCGGUGCUGUGGCAGAGUUUUGAUUAUCCCACAAAUACAAUGCUUCCAUUCAUGAAACUUGGAUUGAGUUUCAAAACUGGUCUGAACCGAUUCCUGACGUGUUGGAAGUCACCGGAUGAUCCAGGAAUUGGAGACUUUUCCUACAAAAUCGACCCCAGCGGGUUUCCUCAAUUGUCUUUGUACAAGGGUUCGGCUCUUUGGUGGCGAACCGGGACAUGGACCGGGCAAAGAUGGAGUGGUGUACCUGAAAUGACAAGAAACUACAUAUUUAAUGUUUCCUUCGUUAACACUGACGAUGAAGUAUCAAUCACGUACGGGGUGACUAACGCCUCUAUCAUCACAAGAAUGAUAACCAAUGAAACGGGAAUUCAAGAAAGAUUUACAUGGAGUAAUCAAGCGCAUAAAUGGAUUGGAUUUUGGUCAGCCCCAAAGGAGCAGUGUGAUUUGUACGGCCAUUGUGGGCCAAACGGUUACUGUAACCCAGAUAACUCAGAGCGUUUCGAGUGCAAUUGUUUUCCCGGAUUCAAGCCCAAGUCACCCCAAGAAUGGUAUAUACGAAAUGGGGCAGGAGGAUGCGUGAGGAAGGGUAAUGUCUCGGCCACGUGUCGAAAUGGAGAAGGGUUCGUGAAGGUGGCACGUGUCAAGGUGCCCGACACUUCGGCGGCACGUGUAGACAUGAGUUUGGGAUUGAAACGCUGCGAGGAGAAGUGCUUGAGAGAUUGUUCUUGCGUGGCUUUUGCUAGUGCAUACCAUGAGAGCAAGGGAGGGAUUGGCUGCUUGACAUGGCACGGGGAUUUGGUUGAUGCAAGAACAUAUACAGCUGCGGGACAAGAUCUUUACAUACGAGUGGAUGCAGAUGAGUUGGCUCGCUACACAAAGAAAGGUCCACUUCAAAAGAAGGGAGUACUUGCAGUCAUCAUAGUUUCUGCUGCUGUAGUGUCUCUCAUUGUCGUGGCCUUUUUGUCCUGGUUGGUGAGAAGGAAAAGAAGAGGAAAAAGAAGACAAAGCAAAAAUACCUUUAGCUUUGCUAGAAGUUCAUCACUGUUCGAAGACUCUGCAGAUGGAAAGGAUACUGACGAGAGCAGUCGAAGAGCAGACUUACCAUUCUUCGAUUUGAGCACCAUAGCUGCAGCCACAAAUAAUUUCUCUUCCGAUAAUAAACUUGGACAAGGUGGUUUCGGCACUGUUUACAAGGGUGUGCUCUUCAAUGGAAAAGAAAUAGCAGUGAAAAGACUAUCAAAGCACUCAGGACAGGGAGUUGAAGAGUUUAAGAAUGAAAUUGUGCUAAUCGCGAAACUUCAGCACAGGAAUCUUGUAAGGAUCCUGGGUUGUUGCAUUGAGGGUGAAGAGAAGAUGUUAAUCUAUGAAUACUUACCAAACAAAGGCUUGGAUUCUAUUAUAUUUGAUGAAACGAAAAGGUCAUCGUUGGACUGGAAAAAGCGAAUCGAAAUAAUUUGCGGGGUUGCUCGAGGAAUAUUGUAUCUCCAUCAGGAUUCAAGGUUGAGAAUCAUUCAUAGAGAUCUGAAGGCCAGCAAUGUCUUACUAGAUGCUGCAAUGAACCCAAAAAUUUCAGAUUUUGGCAUGGCCAGAAUAUUUGGAGGAGACCAAAUUGAAGGAAAUACGAAUCGCGUAGUUGGAACAUAUGGUUACAUGUCCCCAGAAUAUGCAAUGGAAGGACACUUUUCGAUGAAGUCUGAUGUAUACAGCUUUGGAGUCCUGCUGUUAGAGAUCAUAACCGGCAGAAAGAACAGCGGUGACUAUCCCGAUAGCCCGUCUUCAAAUCUAGUCGGGCAUGUUUGGGAAUUAUGGAAACAGGACAGAGCCAUGGAGGUCAUCGAUUCCACAUUAGGUGAUUCAUAUCCUGCUAGUGAAUUCUUGAAAUGCAUUCAAAUUGGUUUGCUGUGCGUGCAAGAACAUGCAACAGAUCGACCCACUAUAUCAACUGUUGUGUUUAUGUUGGGUAAUGAAACGGUUCUUGCUCCACCGAAACAACCAGCAUUCAUCAUGAAGAAAGGCCGCAAAGGGGACGAGACAUGGAGUAGCGAAGGCACAAGCUCUGUAAAUGAUGUGACAGUCACCAUGGUUCAAGCUCGUUAG
This is a messenger RNA of Theobroma umbraticum, 5278 nucleotides long. The record is from RefSeq and is a predicted model, not a curated record. Lineage: Eukaryota; Viridiplantae; Streptophyta; Magnoliopsida; Malvales; Malvaceae.